AUGCGUGGUGGCCGUAAUAAAUUUGGUUCAUAUUAUAAACGUGAUCGUGCACAACGCAUGCAACGCAUAGCGUUACGAGCUAAUGGAACACAUAAUUUUUUCAAUCAGAAUGCAACCGAGCAACAAGUUUCUAGCAGUACACCAACUGGAUUAGCAGUAACAGCAGCAGCAACUGCAGCAGCUGCUGUACAUGCACAAUAUUUCGAUGCAAGUGGAAGUCAAAAAUUCAAAAAUGACUAUGAUGCAUUGCUACAAUCACCAACACUUUCAAGCAGUACGCAACCCCCAACAAAUUACGUGGUGCCACGACCGAGUGCAUAUUUGCCAAAUUGUGAUAACUUGGCUGCUUUAUUGGGGUCAUCAAUCGAUGAUCCAUUGUUGCGUAGCUCAUCGUUUCCUAUCUAUUCCUGUGUUAAGCCAGAACCGUUUGAUGGCUAUACUGAAGCUAGUUUUUCGCAACCCUCACUUCCUACCGAUUAUUCACCAUUCUGUCCACCAACUUCAUCCUAUACAGCAAUGACGGCAAUGGCACCGGUAGCGGUAGCAUCAGCAGCUCCGACAGCUGGUACUACGGCAGAUCGUUCCUCACCACUGCUACCCAUCUGUCCGUUACCAACCGAGAAAACCAUUGACAGUAAAGGUGACAAAACCCGAGAUGCAUUCCAAUUCUGUAAGUCGGUUAUCGAAGAAAGCCUCAAUUCAAUUGUUACAUGGGCUAAAAAUGCACCAUAUUUCGAGCAAUUGCCGGCAAGUUUAUUCAAAUUAUAAUUACCCGUAUCUACCAUUUGCUUAAUGGGUUUUGAUACAUUAGUACCAAAGUUCAAUGAAUUAUGCAACAAAUUACAAUCGUUGAAUUUCGAUCGCUUUGAUUAUGCGGCAUUUAAAGUGUUAACACUGUUUGAAGAUCGAGCUAAGAUUAUCAAACGAACGUUAUCGUAUACAUUUUUGGUUAUCAAACAAACACUACUGUAUACAUAUUUACGGGAUAUAUGGAUUGAAUUACAGAAAGAUAUGCAAAUUGUAGGCGAACGAAGUGCAAUAAACAAUUGCGCUCUGAUAGCUCAAGUUCAUGCAUCGAUACUCGCAGCAUGGGCAGCAUAUCGUUCUGUACCAACUGCUACCGAUCAUCCGUUAUAUGUUGUUUAUGAGGAACUAAAGCUUCUUGCACGCCAAGCGGCUCACUUACUCAGUAAAUAUUCGACAGUUGGAAUGGAAGAAAAUUUACUGAAAGAGAUGCUAACACGUAAAGAGCAUCAUUUAGUUUCACAACAACAACCAUCAUCAAUACCACCACCACAACAACAACAAUAUGCAUAG
This is a messenger RNA of Acanthocheilonema viteae, 1317 nucleotides long. The record is from the annotation of a GenBank genome assembly. Lineage: Eukaryota; Metazoa; Nematoda; Chromadorea; Rhabditida; Onchocercidae.